AUGUCCAAGUCUACGUCUACCACUGUUCCUGCCAAGUUCUCCGGAUUCGCUGUCGAUAAGCCAGAAAACUGGAACAAAGCUAAAUUAGUCCAGUAUGAUCCCAAGCCUUUUAAACCUUAUGACAUAACCAUCAAGGUUAUCUGCUGUGGUGUUUGCGGAAGUGACUGUCACACUGUCUUAGGAUCGUGGGGUCCUUUGAACAGAGACGAUUUGGUAGUGGGACAUGAGAUUGUCGGAGAAGUUAUUGAAAUCGGUUCUGAAGUAACCAAUCAUAAACUCGGAGACAUUGUUGCUGUUGGUGCUCAAUCUGAUUCUUGUGGAGAAUGUGAACUUUGUGAGAACAACAACGAACAAUACUGCCGUGAUGGUAUUGCUGCUACUUACAAUUUUCCAAACAAGAGGUGUGGUGGAUAUGUCACUCAAGGUGGCUAUGCGUCUCACUUAAGAGUCAAUUCCUAUUUUGCUGCUAGUGUUCCUAAAAAUUUGGAUGUACAUUAUGCUGCUCCUUUACUCUGUGGUGGGUUGACUGUUUACUCUCCAAUUGUCCGUCACGGUGGCUAUGACUUGAAGGAUAAGAGAAUUGGAAUUGUUGGAAUUGGAGGUUUGGGCUCCAUGGCAAUUCAAAUCGCAAACGCAUUGGGAGCCAAGGAAGUAGUCGCCUUUUCAAGAACUUCUGACAAGAAAGAAGAUGCCCUCAAGUUAGGUGCUUCCAGGAUAAUUGCAACCAAGGAGGAUCCAGAUUGGAGUAAGUCCAAUGCGGCAACUUUCGACAUCAUUCUUAAUUGCGCCAGCUUUGGAAAGGGAGUCAACUUCGACUCAUUUUUUGGAGCUUUGAAGCUUGGCGGCAAGUAUGUUAAUGUUUCUGCACCUCCUCUGGAUGAACUUAUCAGUUUAAGUCCAAGGAAUUUGAUUUUCGGAGGUUUUUCGAUUGUUGGCUCUGUUAUUGGUUCCAUGAAGGAAGCAAAUGAGUUGUUGAAAUUGUACGCCGAUAACAACUUGGCUCCAUGGAUCGAAAAAGUGCCAAUAAGUGAAGAAGGAGUCCAUACUGUGAUGAAUCGAAUCAACGUCAGUGAUGUCAAGUACAGAUUUGUAUUGACUGACUACGACAAGGCCUUCAACAACUAGUUUUAUUUCAUAGUCAAUGAAUGUUUCAAGUUUAUACAAUAAACGUUCAAAGUGUAAGUUUGUUUGCUAAUAGAAAAAUCAAGCAUGAAGUUGAUUUAUCAAUGAAAAUAUAUACAUUUAGUUAAGUCAUUUUCAAGGAUAAACUCUUCUAUCUCCUCUCUAAAAUGGGUGCAAAAGACUUAUUGUACACUGGCUCUAAUACCGCUACAGAAAAUCUCACAGGAAGUACACCUCCAUGCAGUUGCAACAAGGCGGAUCUCCACAUUUUUUCGCACCCAAUCGGAAGCAAAUGUCGUAUUCCAGUGCGACAUUGCCCCGGCUUAUCUUCACCAAAGUGGAAUCAGUUUCAAGCUACUUCCACUCUU
Messenger RNA from Scheffersomyces stipitis CBS 6054, 1490 nucleotides. RefSeq names its product NAD(P)-dependent alcohol dehydrogenase (gene ADH3). NCBI's taxonomy places the organism in Eukaryota, Fungi, Ascomycota, Pichiomycetes, Serinales, Debaryomycetaceae. The record is from RefSeq and is a predicted model, not a curated record. Gene Ontology annotation, biological process: alcohol metabolic process. Gene Ontology annotation, molecular function: zinc ion binding; alcohol dehydrogenase (NADP+) activity. The transcript has a single exon. The coding region runs from base 1 to 1125 and encodes 374 amino acids.